UAAUCAACGGAUAUCAUGCCGAAAUGAAGAGAUCGGCAAGAGAGGCAGAUGCUUUGUUUCAGGGGUGGGUGGACGAACAUCGGCAAAAGAGACUUAAUGGAAGCAUCAGCCCAGAGGAUCAAGACUUCAUUGAUGUGAUGAUGGGUGCACUGGAGGAGACCAGUGGCCAUUAUGGCCGUGACCUUGAUCGUGUCAUCAAGGCGACUUGCUUGAGUAUGAUUCUGGGUGGCAACGACACGACAGUGGCCACUCUGACAUGGGCGCUCACACUACUACUGAACAACCGCCAGGUGCUAAAGAAAGCACAAGAUGAGUUGGACAUCCACGUGGGCAAGCAGCGCCAAGUGAACGAAUCAGAUAUUAAGAACCUUGUGUACUUGCAGGCCAUUGUGAAGGAAACAUUAAGGUUACAUCCUGCCCUGCCCCUGUCCGUGCAUCGCGAAGCCAUGGAGGAUUGCACCAUUGCCGGCUUCAACAUUCCAGCCGGCACACGCCUGCUGGUUAACCUCUGGAAGCUGCAGCGUGACCCAGACAUUUGGUCCAACCCCUUGGAGUUCCGGCCAGAGAGGUUCUGCAUGGACCAAAAAGAUUUUGAUGUUAGGGGUCACCAUUUUGAAUUGAUUCCAUUUGGGGCAGGCCGGAGGAUUUGCCCCGGGAUCACUUUUGCUCUCCAGGUCUUGCACUUGACUCUGGCCAGGCUCCUUCAUGGGUUUGAAUUGGGAACCGUCUCGGACAUGAAGGUUGAUAUGACUGAGAGCCCGGGGCUGACUGUUCCAAAAGCAACUCCAUUGGAGGUGCUCCUCACCCCAAAACUGCCUUCCAUGCUUUAUAACUGUUGAGCAGCAUCCAAAUAGGGCCAAAUUUGUUGUUUCUCUACAGCAUACUAGUACCUGCACAAAGAACUUGAAUAACAGUCUGUCAACAGCUUAUCAUAUCAAGCUUGUAUUCUACCAUGGUCUCAGCUGAAUAAUAGCCCGCUUUUCUUACAUAUUUAGCCUUCCGUUUAGCUUGAUUGUUAAAUUCAAUGUGUUCCCCACCUAGUGGGGAUAAAACUUAUGAUUGUGUUGUUAUUCUAUUUUAAUACAAUGUGUUGUAUAACACGACUUGGGUGAAA
Messenger RNA from Diospyros lotus (date-plum), 1114 nucleotides. Its product is annotated as cytochrome P450 CYP82D47-like. Lineage: Eukaryota; Viridiplantae; Streptophyta; Magnoliopsida; Ericales; Ebenaceae. Gene Ontology annotation, biological process: defense response to other organism. Gene Ontology annotation, molecular function: heme binding; monooxygenase activity; oxidoreductase activity, acting on paired donors, with incorporation or reduction of molecular oxygen. The record is from RefSeq and is a predicted model, not a curated record.